AUUCGCACAUUGAUUCUUUUGGGUAUCUCUGCCACCUCUGUGAAAGCGUGUUUUGGAGCCGGUGGUCAAUUUUGCUGCAUACCAGGUGCACCCGCUGAAGAGCCUCCUCCUCCUCCACCUCCUAAGCCUAAGCCACAUGCAGCAGCUGCUCCUGUUGUCUACGUCGCAGCACCACCUCCUCCACCUCCUCCACCCCCGCCUUCUAGAUAUCUCCCUCCACCACCAGCUCCCAGCUAUCUUCCUCCAGCACCGCCUUAUCCCUCUGCUGCUAGUGCUCCUAGUUCUGGUCCAGCAGCAGCUCCAUCUCUUGGUGGAGGUAUUUCUCCAGGUGCUCAACCUGCUGGUGGGAGUGGGGGUCUUGCACAGGCUCUGCAACUUGCUAAUAGGUUUCUCGGUGGUGCCGGUCAAGGGCAACCUUCUGGAGGCGGUGGUGUUGGUGCGGGUACCAUGGCCGGCCAAGGACAACCACUUGGCGGAACUGCUGGACUCGGGCAGGCCCUCAACGUCGCUGAUCGAGUUGUCAAUACUGCUGUUGGUGCAGGUUUAUCAGGUGUUCAAGGUCAAGGCGCAGGCGGUGCUGGCGGCCUUGGUGGCCUUGGUGGCCUUCCGUUCAGAGACCCUGCACCUGUUGCCGAGGUAGGACGAGGAGUAGGUGGUGCAACUUACGACUCAUCCUCACGUCUGGCCGGCACGUUUGCGGAAACAGCAAAGCCUGCUAAUGCAGCUGGCGAUAUGAGUCACACAGUCAUCAAGACGGCCAGCUUACUACAAGAGGAAAAAGAGUCAGAAGCAGGGUCAAUCCGAUACUCAUAA
Molecule: messenger RNA, 813 nt
Organism: Ostertagia ostertagi
Lineage: Eukaryota; Metazoa; Nematoda; Chromadorea; Rhabditida; Trichostrongylidae
Source: the annotation of a GenBank genome assembly